AUGCAACAUGAAAUGAAUUGCACGAUUAAAACCUCUUCAGCUGAGUACCACCAUCUGACGGCCACAACGUACGCUGAAAUGAAGAUUCUUAUUGUUACAAUUUGUUUCAUAGCAGUUGUUUCCGCAGAUGAAAAGAAAGGAUUGCUAACCAAAUGUGAAGGCGAUGAGAAGGAGACGAUGAGAAUGACCUGGACGCCAUACGUUCUCAGAAGAAAUGGAGUAUAUGAUUUUGUCUCAACUUUUUUUGGAGAUGUUCAAAGCGUCAGCCGACUGAAGAAUUGCAUAACAGUUUGGUUGAGAAAGAGGAAGUUAUUUGACGACUGCCAGGUUCAUGAGAGAUGCGACAUGGCACUCAACUUGGUCAUUAAACGUUUUUUCCCCAGUCUGCAGUGCCCACUUCAAUGGAGUUGGUGCUCCUUUUAA
Messenger RNA from Helobdella robusta, 423 nucleotides. RefSeq lists its product as hypothetical. The transcript has 4 exons. The record is from RefSeq and is a predicted model, not a curated record. Lineage: Eukaryota; Metazoa; Annelida; Clitellata; Rhynchobdellida; Glossiphoniidae. Bases 1 to 423 code for a protein of 140 amino acids.